AUGCCACUAGAUCCUAUCACCGCCUUGGGUUUGGCCUCUAAUAUCAUUCAGUUUAUGGAUUUUAGCUGGAGACUGCUAAAUGACGCUCACGAAAUUUAUCACUCUUCGACAGGGGUUACUUCCCAAAAUACGGAAAUUGCGACGAUAGCGGAGGACCUAUCUCGUCUUAGCGAGAAGCUAACUGGUCCAAAACCAAACUCACCAGCGGAAGAAAAGAUUUGGCAUAUUGCUAAUUCGUCUAAACUAGUAGCAGAUGACCUACUAUCCGCAGUCCUGGUUCUAAAAAGGUCGGACAAAAAAUCCCGUCGGUGGCGAAGUUUCCGACAAGCUCUCGACGGCUUCUGGAAUAAGGAUAAGAUUAUCAGGCUUCAAAAUCAGUUGAAGGAGCUACGUAGUCAACUAUCAAUACAUAUAAUUGAAUACAUAAGCACACGGCAAACAUCGAUUCUCAGAACAUUGGGAACACUUCAAGAUCUAUGGGCGGAAAUUGACUCUAAUCAAAGGCAGAGAAUCACGCCCCUUAUUGAAGAACUACAGACUCUUGUGCAGCAUGGCCAGGAGAUAAAUGAAAGCCAGUUGAAUGAAAUUAAUGAUAAAUUAGGACGAUGUUUUGAUGAGACAAAAAGGUUUGACCGAGAAUAUACAAUUCUCAAGAGUCUUCAUUUUGAGAAUAUGUCUGCUCGGCAAUCUUCGAUUGUGGAAGCACACAGCAAGACGUUUGACUGGAUCUACGAACCUCGGAGGUGGCCCUCGUCAGAUCCGCGCUCGCAAAUAAAAUUCCAUCAUUGGUUGCGUCAUGGAGAGGGAAUAUACUGGAUUUCUGGGAAGCCUGGGUCCGGUAAAUCUACUCUGAUGAAGUACCUCGGCCAGUCUGAAAGGACAAAACAUUUUCUUCAAGACUGGGCCAAUGGAGCGCGACUUGUUAUUUCAAAAUUUUACUUUUGGAUUGCUGGGACAGAGUUACAGAAAUCUCAGCAAGGUCUUCUUCGGCAGUUAUUAUUCGAGAUCUUCUCGGGUUUUCCAGAUUUGAUACCAGUUAUGUGCUCAAAGCGAUGGGAGAGUGCAGGAGGAUCCGGCUCAUCCUUACCGUUGUCAUGGUCACAUAAUGAAUUACUUGAAGUAUUCAAUCGUUUCGAAGAUGCGAAAUUGCAGGCCCUCAGUACAUCGAAGAUUUUCUUCUUUAUUGACGGAUUGGAUGAAUAUAAUGGAGACCAUUUUGAGCUAAUCAGGACAAUUCAAACUAUCACAAAGCUAAAAAACGUGAAACUAUGUGUCUCAAGCCGGCCAUGGAACUGUUUCGAGGAUGCCUUCGGUCAAGAUCCGCGUCACAAACUCUACCUUCAAGAUCUUACUAAGGACGACAUCGCAAAGUAUGCGCGAGAAAAGCUUCAAGAGUUACCAGGAUGGAACAUUUUAAAAGGCAGCCACUCGAGGUAUCAGCAAAUAGUUCACGACAUUGUGCAGAGAGCUCAAGGAGUAUUUCUUUGGGUGUUUCUUGUUAUCAGAUCUCUGAGAGAAGGCCUUGCAAAUGGAGACAGCAUUGCCUUGCUGCACGAACGGCUUUUAGAACUGCCAUCUGACCUUGAAGAGUUUUUCGAGAGGCUAAUCAAGUCCGUCGAUAGGGUGUAUCAAAAAAGAAUGAGUGUUACAUUCCAGGUGGCUUUGCAAGCCCAUGAGCCACUGCGUCUCAUCGUAUACUCCAUACUUGAUGAAGAACAGAAUGCCGCGACGCAGUAUCCUAUACGACCGCUCAAGUCAGAUGUUCUCAAAUUUGACGGCUUUCAAGAAAAAGAGAAAAACAUGCAUCGCCAACUGAAUGGUAGAUACAAGGGACUUUUGGAAGCUCCUGGGUUUCCUAAGCACAAGAAGGUGGACUUUCUCCAUCGUACUGUACGUGAUUUCCUGGCGACCAAAGGCAUGCAAGAUCUGUUUGAUUCUCAAUGCGGAAGAUCUUUCGAUGCCAACCUAUGUGUGUGUCAGGCUCUAGUCACUCAAGCAAGAGUCUAUCCCCAAAGUAUGAGCAAUGGUGAUUUGAGAACGUUUAUGAUAUUUGCUCGUAAUCUUGAAAUUGCGAAUGGAAGAACCGACUUGCGUCUACUGGAUGAGAUGGAUUAUUUUUACUACAAUAUAAGGGGUCAGUCACGAUUGUCAGCUCACGAAGACUUUCUAGAGAAAGCUAUUCAAUUUGGUUUAGCUUCAUACAUCGAGCACGUUAUAAUGAGAAACCCAUAUUUUGCUCACAUCGAUGACGGGAAAGCUCUAACUAUAGCUCUUGAGCCAUUUUUAAUGUUGCCUGACCCAAAGUCUGUUCUGAAGACCUCUCGCAAAAUGCUUGACUUGGUAUUAGUUCAUGGGGUGCAUCCGAAUCAGAGAAGAAACGACAGCACCAUAUUCCGCACCUUUCUCGACUCUUAUCCUUUUACAGCAAUAGAAAAAGAUGAAGAGGAGGCCGCACUCCAUUUUCGCAUUUUUAAUCAGUCGCUUUCACUUCUACUCCGCCGAGGAGCAGACAUGAGGCAGGCAUUUCAAGGGGGAAACUGCUGGUUUUCGAAUGUUCUAAAUUAUAUAGGCAGCUUUCAAAGAAAUCUACAACUCAUUCGAGGGAUUCCAGAGACAUUCCACGUGUUUCUAGAGAAUGGAAUGGACAUCAGAAAUAUAAGAGGGCUAUGGAGUUCAUUGCUUUUCGUCACUCUCACAAGUCAGACCAAUCACGGCAUAAACGGCAGCUUAUGCUUCGAAAUGAUGAAACUCCUCUUGGAGAACGGGGCAAAUCCGAAACGCAUAAUAAAAUGUCACGGAGAACGAAUUGAAGGUCACGGAGAACCAAUCGACGAGGCGCUUCAUUCAGUGGCAACAAUCAUAGAUUUUGUUUUCGAAGAAGACAUGCGGCGCGAACUCAAUGUCGUACUUGGUCGUGCAAUUCGAAAGGAGAGGAAACUUAACCAAGAUGAUACACGCCACGGCUUAUCGAGAAAGCACCGACUGGAUGAUGUUGUCUAUCACGAUGACACUUAUCGGAAAAGGGCUAAAUCGUCCAUUAGAACUCAUGAAGCCGAGCUUUCUGGAGAAAACGACCUGCACAAUGGUAGACAUAACUGAAUUAUUUAAUUCAUUAUCGUUUUCGCAGCUACUGUAUAUCACUUGAAAAAAUAUGUUGAGAUUCUCCCGAUAUUUUCAUUUCUGCCAAAAG
This is a messenger RNA of Talaromyces proteolyticus, 3190 nucleotides long. RefSeq lists its product as uncharacterized. The record is from RefSeq and is a predicted model, not a curated record. The coding region runs from base 1 to 3099 and encodes 1032 amino acids. The transcript has 2 exons. Lineage: Eukaryota; Fungi; Ascomycota; Eurotiomycetes; Eurotiales; Trichocomaceae.